Schizosaccharomyces japonicus yFS275 is the source of this 1473-nucleotide messenger RNA. Its product is annotated as glucosyltransferase Alg6. Gene Ontology annotation, molecular function: dolichyl pyrophosphate Man9GlcNAc2 alpha-1,3-glucosyltransferase activity; hexosyltransferase activity. The transcript has 5 exons. The record is from RefSeq and is a predicted model, not a curated record. Gene Ontology annotation, cellular component: endoplasmic reticulum; endoplasmic reticulum membrane. NCBI's taxonomy places the organism in Eukaryota, Fungi, Ascomycota, Schizosaccharomycetes, Schizosaccharomycetales, Schizosaccharomycetaceae. The coding region runs from base 1 to 1473 and encodes 490 amino acids. Gene Ontology annotation, biological process: dolichol-linked oligosaccharide biosynthetic process; glycoprotein biosynthetic process; aerobic respiration.
AUGAACUCGCUACCUGAUUCACCAAUCCCGAUUAAACAAUUCGUUUCUCGGUUUAAACAGGGAUCCACGAAACAGAUGUACAUUCCGUGUAUUUCUGUAGUAGUGAUUCUGAUUCAAUGGCUUGUUUCAAUUGGUUCAUAUUCAGGAAAAGGUGCACCUCCUAUGUUCGGUGAUUUUGAAGCACAAAGGCAUUGGAUGGAGCUCACAUUACACGUUCCUAUAUCACAAUGGUACUAUGAAAACUUGGAAUGGUGGGGACUUGAUUAUCCUCCGCUGACAGCUUUUGUUUCUUGGCUUUUUGGUAUCAUUGGUAACUAUUUGGGUGAUCCUGCUUGGUUCGCUUUUGAAGCUUCUCAUGGCUUGGAAACGGAGGGACUUAAGUUGUACAUGAGAUCUACUGUUAUAAUUUGCCAUGCUUUAGUCUUGACACCUCCGUUAAUUUUCUAUUCAAAGUGGUGGACCCGUCGGAUUCCGGAUUUCGUUGAAAGAAAUGCUGUCCUGACGAUGGUUUUAUUGCAACCAGCUCUCAUGCUUAUCGAUCAUGGUCACUUCCAAUACAACUGCGUUAUGCUUGGUCUUGUAAUGUAUUCAAUUGCUAAUUUGUUGAGAGAUCAAUAUAUCGCAGCGGCAAUCCUGUUUUGCCUCUCUGUUUGUUUUAAGCAAAUGUCUCUUUACUUUGCGCCAGCAAUCUUUGCAUAUUUGUUAGGUCGUUGCAUGAAGCCUCGAUUUAACCCCCUGCGACUUUUAUCUCUUGGCUUAACUGUAAUCUCGACUUUUGCAUUAAACUUUUUGCCCUGGUUAUAUCUUGAUUAUCGUCUAUUUGAAGACAAGGUAGCGAACUUCUGGUGCGCUAUUAACGUUAUCAUCAAAAUUCGAAAGAUCUUUUCGUUGGAACAAUUAAAGUUAAUUAGUCUGAUAUUCACACUGGCAGCUAUCCUUCCAUCAUGCGUGAUGCUCUAUAUGUAUCCCCGAAAGAGACUCCUUGCUUUCGGUUUCGCCAGUUGUGCCUGGGGCUUCUUCUUGUUUUCUUUCCAAGUCCACGAAAAGACGGUGCUGCUGCCUUUAAUGCUUACUACUGUUCUUCUCUGUCAUGGUUUAGCAGAUGUUAAAUCUUGGGUUUCGUUGGCCAACAACUUGGCGGUAUUCAGUCUUUGGCCAUUACUGAAACGCGACGGACUUAUUCUUCAGUUCUUCGUAUUAGUUAUGAUGUGGAACUGGUUGGGACGGAUGAUUGUCUUUUCUAAGAAUCUUUUCUUCCGAUACCUUCAAGCUUCAUUUUAUGUUGCUAUGAUUGUUCUUCUUUUGACUGACAUAUUUGUUUCGCCUCCCGCACGAUUCCCUGAUAUAUGGGUUGUGCUCAACGUCCUUGUCUCCUUUGCUGGAUUCGUGGUAAUUUGGCUCUGGUUGAUCCUUCGUAUGCUGCAUGUAACAAGCAAGCUUUCACACGACCUGAAUAUUAAAAAGCAAAACUAA